AGCUCUGUGAUGGCUGCUGGGGGGAAGCCGCGGGCGGCGGGGCUGCCCGUGUGCCGCCCUCGCGCUGGCGCCUGUACCUUCCAGGCUCUUUCCCCGUUCCCGUCGCGUACGGCCUCUGCCGGGACUCGGGCAGACUGCACGCGAAUAAAGGCAGAAGCCAUAGCCUUGGGGCCCCGCCCGGUCCGAACCGCUGCCACCACCGCCGCCGCCAUCAUGAUCUGCCUGGUGCUGACGGUGCUGGCCCACCUCUUCCCGGCGGCCUGCGCCGGCGUGCACGAGCGCACCUUCCUGGCCGUGAAGCCCGACGGCGUGCAGCGGCGGCUCGUGGGCGAGAUCGUGCGGCGCUUCGAGAGGAAAGGCUUCAAGCUGGUGGCGCUGAAGCUGGUGCAGGCCUCGGAGGAACUGCUGCGUGAACACUACGCCGAACUGCGCGAGCGCCCCUUCUACGGCCGCCUGGUGGACUACAUGGGCUCGGGGCCGGUGGUGGCCAUGGUGUGGCAGGGGCUGGACGUGGUGCGCGCCUCGAGGGCCCUCAUCGGGGCCACGGACCCGGCCGACGCGGCGCCCGGCACCAUCCGCGGGGACUUCUGCGUCGAGGUUGGCAAGAACGUGAUCCACGGCAGCGACUCGGUGGAGAGCGCCCGCCGCGAGAUCGCCCUCUGGUUCCGCGGCGACGAGCUGCUGUGCUGGGAGGACAGCGCCGGGCACUGGCUGUACGAGUAGCCCUGCCCGCGGGCCCCAGGGGCCAUCCGGUUUGCGACCCGCCUGGAAACGCACUCGGGCCAGCGCUGAGGCUGGCCUGCACUUCUGUUUACAAUAAAGUGAAGUGCUUAUGCUCA
Prionailurus viverrinus (fishing cat) is the source of this 839-nucleotide messenger RNA. It is a transcript of the gene NME3, whose product is annotated as NME/NM23 nucleoside diphosphate kinase 3. The coding region runs from base 10 to 723 and encodes 237 amino acids. Gene Ontology annotation, biological process: CTP biosynthetic process; UTP biosynthetic process; GTP biosynthetic process. The record is from RefSeq and is a predicted model, not a curated record. The transcript is spliced from 6 exons. Gene Ontology annotation, molecular function: nucleoside diphosphate kinase activity. Lineage: Eukaryota; Metazoa; Chordata; Mammalia; Carnivora; Felidae.